AUGAAGAUUAACGCGAUAAUUUUUGAAUACGAGUCCCAUCCUACGACUUCGCGUGUCACAUUUACAUUUCCAUUCGUUAUUGAAUCAGUGACAAAAUUCAUCCGUAUUGGAAUUGCGGACAAGAAUGACAAUCCACCAUAUUUCGAUAAGGAGCUGUAUGAAGCCGAGGUCGACGAAAAUGAAGAUAUACAGCACACUGUCCUCACUGUCACCGCCAAAGAUCACGAUGAAUGUAUUAUGAACCACAUAGCCCGGAGCUCGAUGAUAGAUGAGUUUCCUAAGCUAAGAUCAUAA
Messenger RNA from Leptosia nina, 294 nucleotides. The record is from the annotation of a GenBank genome assembly. NCBI's taxonomy places the organism in Eukaryota, Metazoa, Arthropoda, Insecta, Lepidoptera, Pieridae.